This is a messenger RNA of Maudiozyma barnettii, 1329 nucleotides long. It is a transcript of the gene ATG17, whose product is annotated as protein kinase regulatory subunit ATG17. Gene Ontology annotation, biological process: autophagy of mitochondrion; autophagosome assembly; piecemeal microautophagy of the nucleus. Gene Ontology annotation, molecular function: protein kinase activator activity; molecular adaptor activity. Gene Ontology annotation, cellular component: Atg1/ULK1 kinase complex; phagophore assembly site. The record is from RefSeq and is a predicted model, not a curated record. Lineage: Eukaryota; Fungi; Ascomycota; Saccharomycetes; Saccharomycetales; Saccharomycetaceae. Bases 1 to 1329 code for a protein of 442 amino acids. The transcript has a single exon.
AUGCAACCUGAUGUAAUCGUAUCCCCUUCAGAAUCUGCUUUAUCAAUAGAGACCUUUGGAGAAGAAAUUGCCAAAUAUUUCGACAAUGCGACCAAAAUAUUAGUAGAGGCACAAACUUUGGGUAACUCUGCGAAUACUAAAGUCACCGAAAUUAAAGAAGAAUCGUCAAUUUUACAACAAAAUAUAUCAAAAUUGAAAUUUUUAUACAACUGCAUUGAAAAACAAUUACAUUUAUUGUUAGAUAUAAUUUUAAAGAAAUAUAUUGGAGGGAAAGUAAUUGAUACGGAAUGGUCAAAAAAUAUUCUAGUUGAUUUGGUCAACCUUAUGAAAUACUGGCAAGAUGAAAUUGAUCAAGAGAUUGAAAAUUUAAGUAAGAUUAAGAAUGUCCUUGUAUCCAAUUCUUCUGAAGAUGAUAAAUAUUUAUGUGAUUAUAUAUCUAUCGAUGAUGUGAAUUCAUUGCAAGACAAACUGUUGGAAAUACCAGUUAUUCAAAAGCAUAUUUCAAACAUAAGGAUACAAUAUAAAGGAAUGGUACGAAGAAUAGAUGAGAAGAUAGCUAAUAAAAGUUUAAAGGAAUUGAAAGCUAUUUUAGAAGAUAAAUUUGAACAAAAUAAUAACAAUGAUAUGUUACUACUGAAUGAAACAUAUCCUGAACAAUUAAUACAGUUAGAGAUGGAUCUUAUAAAUUUUUUGGGCUCAUUAACCGCUCAUUUCGAUAAAUGCCAAUUAUUAAAGGGAUACCUGGAAAAUAAAGGGUCCGAUAAUUCCCUCGAUUACACAGGAUUCAAUAAUUUGCUAGAAAUUGUGAGAAAUGACGAUAAAGAAUUAAAUUCAAUUUUUGCAUCAUUAUGUGAUAUUAUUGAUGAUAUUGAUAAGUGUCUUCCCGAGUAUAAGCAUUUAAUCGAAAGUAAAACUGUAGACCAACAUGAUUUGCAUAUCAAGAUGAAUAAAGUUAUAUCCAGUUUAUCAAAAAAUUAUGAAUAUCUUUCUAUAUUUAAGGAUAUUAUGAAUCUUAUCGACUUAUAUAAAGAUAGUUGCCUAAAAGAAAUAAAAACAGUCAGUGAAUUGAGAGAUUUCUAUGCCAGUUUUGAAAAUAGUUAUAAAUCAUUAUUACAAGAAGUGGAAAGGAGAAAAACAUAUUCUAAGGAAAUGGAACAAAUAAUAAACGAUUGUAAAACAAAAUUAGAAACAUUAAAUGAUCGCGAUCAAAUGGAAAGAAGAGAUUUUUUAGAGAAGCAUGGAAAUUUCCUUCCAGAGAAUAUAUGGCCAAAUGAAAUUGAAGAACUAACCCCAUUAUACACGCUUGACUACAGUAUAAAACAUUUAUAA